Molecule: messenger RNA, 508 nt
Organism: Rubroshorea leprosula
Lineage: Eukaryota; Viridiplantae; Streptophyta; Magnoliopsida; Malvales; Dipterocarpaceae
Source: the annotation of a GenBank genome assembly
CACUUUUCUGAUGAGGAAACUUUCUGGUUGUUACUUGCAGCAAACAAAUACUGCAGAUAUGCUAGAAGAGGCAGUAGAAUAUGUAAAAUAUCUUCAAAGGCAGAUUGAGGAACUUACAGAGCAUCAAAGAAAAUGCCAAUGUAAAGCUAAAGGAUUGGAAGAAGAUACCUAAAAAUGCCUACCCACCACUUAGUGUAAUUAUGAUAAAGCUCGUGAAGAUCCACAUUGUAAUUACAAGAUUCACCAUCUACCGCAUCACAUUCUUCUUUGAUACUUAGCUGAUGGCUAUUCAAGAAGAGAAAGAAGGUGUCAGGUGAAAAUUUGUCUACCAGUUUGAUGAAUUCCAUACUUUUGCAAAGUAGCUGCAAUUAUCAUCCUGUCGUUACAUAUCUGUGUGCUUUGAGCAUUUGUAAAUGUUUCUCCUGUAAUUAUUUGUUUUAUAUUUUUAAUAACAAGAAGUUUUUGCACUACCACCACUCCACAAAUCUUAUAAAUUUCUCUUUACACG